Molecule: messenger RNA, 1187 nt
Organism: Populus nigra (black poplar)
Lineage: Eukaryota; Viridiplantae; Streptophyta; Magnoliopsida; Malpighiales; Salicaceae
Product: ras-related protein RABH1b
Exons: 6
Coding region: 231-857 (208 amino acids)
Molecular function (GO): GTPase activity; GTP binding
Source: RefSeq, a predicted model, not a curated record
CGUGGAAGCUUCUUUGAAAAGAGUUGACGCUCCAAACAAAGGUACCAGCCAGCCCAUUGCCAUUGCCAUUGCCAUCGAUCCCCCUCUCUUCCAAUUACAAUUUACAAAAGAAGCAGGACCUUGAUCUAGAUCUCGAUCCGCAUCUAUCCGUUCAGGCGAGAUCUUGAUUCUUGGAUCCUCUUAUAUUCGUAGGAGAUAGAUCCGAUUGAUCAAUACAACAUCAUAUAAUAAUGGCACCGGUAUCGGCGUUGGCCAAGUACAAGUUGGUGUUCUUGGGGGAUCAGUCUGUGGGAAAAACCAGUAUUAUCACUCGCUUCAUGUACGACAAAUUCGACAAUACCUAUCAGGCUACCAUUGGUAUUGAUUUUUUAUCAAAGACGAUGUACCUUGAAGAUCGAACUGUUAGGCUGCAACUCUGGGACACUGCAGGACAGGAAAGGUUCAGGAGUCUCAUCCCAAGUUAUAUUAGGGAUUCAUCUGUGGCAGUCAUUGUUUUUGAUGUUGCAAGCAGGCAAUCUUUCUUGAAUACUUCAAAGUGGAUUGAAGAAGUUCGCUCUGAGCGGGGGAGCGAUGUUAUCAUUGUACUUGUUGGGAAUAAAACAGAUCUUGUGGACAAAAGGCAGGUAUCAAUAGAGGAAGGAGAAGCUAAAGCUCGUGACCUCAAUGUCAUGUUUAUUGAAACUAGCGCAAAGGCUGGCUUCAAUAUUAAGGCACUGUUCCGGAAGAUUGCAGCAGCCUUACCAGGAAUGGAAACACUCUCUUCAAGUAAGCAAGAAGAUAUGGUUGAUGUCAAUCUGAAGUCUUCCAAUGCAAAUGCAUCACAGUCCCAACAACAAUCAGGAGGAUGCGCCUGCUAAUAUACUAAAAUUGAGACGAUAUGCCUGCUAGUAUACAAAAAUUGAGAUCUGAGCACGCUUCCAUGAGCCCACACUGUCCGUGUAGAGUUUGCAUCCUCCCCUUAUUUUGUAGCUUCUGUAUUGGUUUCGGUUUUGGUGCGUUGUUAUAAGACAAUACUUGAAAGAGGAGAUACUUGUUGUCGUUAGGCUAGCCCUAACAAGUCAUGUACGUAUGGUUGUUAUGGACCUAGAGAGAUUGUGCGAAAUUUUUUUUCUUAUUAACAUUCAUAUUUGAUUCUGCUUUACUGUUGAAAAUAGACUUUCGAAUGAAUUGAUCUGAUCAUUCUUACA